UUGAGUACGAAAAGAGAAAAAAACAUGGACGUGAAAGACGAAAAAGAGAAGAAACGAAAAAGAACAAUAAAACUCGAUGGAAGUGCUGCAUCUGCGUCCGGUGAUGGAAAAAUGGAGACAAAAAGAAUAAAAUCUGAGCCUGUAAAGAUAAAGCAUGAAGCACCAAGUGUGAACAUCGGUCGUAAAUUGUUCUAUGCUGAGGAAGAGGAGGUUGAGCAACGUGAUGUUAACAAAGAUGUGGAGCUGUUCCAGAGUGCAUGUGGAGACAUUCAGAGAACAAUUGCAGAAAUAAAGACUUUGAAAGAAACUAAAGGCAAAAAUGCUACAGAGGAGAUAGAGAGUAAACGGAUGGAGGGAAUGUUACAAAUUGUCAUGCUGAAGAAACUCAACAGAUUAGCACAUAUCCGAUGUAAAAAGGUCAGAGAUGGCACUAAUGAGGCAAAGAUGAGGAUAGAUCGUUGUCAUCUACAGGUGCAGAAUCUACUCUAUGAAAUCAUGCAUCUUGAAAAAGAAAUAGUCAAAUGUUUGGGCUUCAAGUCAAAAGAUGAAGAGAUUGACCUAGUGCCAGUUGAACAGUUCUAUGAAGAAGCUCCCGAGGAGAUAUCUAAGCCUGAGAAGACUAAGGAUGACAAUCAUCAACUGACCUUGUCCAGGCUGGACUGGGAGCUAGAGCAGAGAAAACAAUUAGCAGAAAAAUUGAAGGAAGCUGUAAAAACUAAAGAUGACAUAGAGACUGAAAUAAAAACAAAACAAGAACAUCUAGAAAAUCUACAUCCAAAACUCAACACUAUAUUACAGUCAACCAAGCCAGUACAAGAGUACCUUGAUAUGCCAUUUGAUACAGUAAGAGAGGAGCACAUGACGGCCCAGUUCUUACCCCACCCACUGUUUGUACUGUACAUGCAGAGCAGUGCGUACAAAGAUGCCUGCGACAACAAAAUGAAAGUAACCCUGGAUGGAAAUCUUGAUGCUGCAAAGUCGCUGGAUAUGUCAGCACCAUCUAUACUUGAUGAAGAGAGCGAGAGUGAUCAGGAGGAACAAGAGGAACAGGACAAGAAAAACAGUAAACGGCGUAGGAAAACGGUAGAAGUGAAGAAGUCAGAGAGCAAGUCUAAAGUUCUCACCAAACACCCACUCUCAGUCGUCAUACAGAUCGUCUGCAAUGAUGGCAGCGAGUUACAUCUAACAUUCUACUAUCUAACAUAUUUGAAGAUUAUCACAGUAGCAGUCCAGGUCACAACAAGCUCAGAUGUCAGCUCAACAUGUGUGUCAGGAAGUGACAUCCUGUCUCCAGAUUUGAUUCUGGAUGACCUGUAUCCGAAUGACCAUGGUACUGCCUCACCGAACAAUAGUAAUCAGUAUGAACUAUCAAGGUUUGGGCUCAAGGAUCUCAGCAACUAUGUGUCCCAGGUUGGGAGGCCUUAUCUAUGGGCUCAGAGAAUGGGGGGUCUGCAGUUUCUCAAUGGUGAGCCUCCACAGGCGCCCAAGAGUUCCGUUAGUUCCCAAACAAUGCAGGGUACUAUCAGAAAGUUAAGGAAGAGAAUACAGUCCAGGCUGGCCCUCCUGAAACAGCUGAAUGCACUUGAACGCAACAGUAUUCCUGUAUCCAGUGAAUGUAUGGGCAUGUUUCCUGUUAAACUUUCUGGCCAUCUAAAAUCCUGGCAGAGAUCAACGUAUGAAGAAUUCAUUGAGACUCCUUACACGCAGACUGUAGUAAGCCAGGGUCUAGCUAGAGAAUUAGAUCUGUACUUCACAGCAGUCAUAGAAAGAGGAACAGCAAAGCUGACUGCAAGUAUAGUUGUAGCACCAGACUACCCUACUGUAGCUCCUCUGUUCUGUAUUAAUAUCUUAUGGGGAAGUAACAGGAACUCACAGAAUGACAGUCAUAUACAGGAGUUGGAAGAAGAAGUAAAUAUUCAUUAUGAAGAAUUGAUGAGUAAGAAGUCACAUGACCAACUAUUAACCAAUCAGCUUCAGCGACUGGUCAUGUGUUUUGAUGUUUACUUGGAGACUGAAGCACAGAACUCAAGCAAUGAGGGACCACUUGAAAUUGCUAAAGAAAAAGUUUUCACCAGAGUAUCUAGAGGACGUCAGAGAUCAAAGCCUUACAAGUUUAAUCCAGACACUGGAAUAUUUUCUCAUAGAUGAGAAACCUCUAGGAUAGACUUUAUAUUGAACUGAUACAUAGAUGUCAUGUACUUUCAGUAAUACGUGGCAAAACAUCAUAGCCUAAACACAUCAGUAAACUUUUUAAGUUACCAUAUUUUCAUAUGUGAAGUAUAGUAAUUUAUUGUUUAUAAUUUUACAAGAACGGGGAAAUAAUAAAUGUGAGGAACAACACGUCAAACACUGAGUCAAGUUUAACUAAAUUUAAUCUACCGGGUUCAGUUAUUUACCAUAAC
This is a messenger RNA of Mercenaria mercenaria, 2402 nucleotides long. Its product is annotated as THO complex subunit 5 homolog. The coding region runs from base 25 to 2148 and encodes 707 amino acids. The record is from RefSeq and is a predicted model, not a curated record. Gene Ontology annotation, molecular function: mRNA binding. The transcript is spliced from 18 exons. Gene Ontology annotation, cellular component: THO complex part of transcription export complex. Lineage: Eukaryota; Metazoa; Mollusca; Bivalvia; Venerida; Veneridae. Gene Ontology annotation, biological process: positive regulation of DNA-templated transcription, elongation; mRNA export from nucleus.